Lactuca sativa (garden lettuce) is the source of this 843-nucleotide messenger RNA. The record is from RefSeq and is a predicted model, not a curated record. NCBI's taxonomy places the organism in Eukaryota, Viridiplantae, Streptophyta, Magnoliopsida, Asterales, Asteraceae.
AUGUUCCUCCCAAAAAAUAAAUCUGCUCCUCCUUCAAAAUCUGAGAGCGAAAGCUCUGAUGAUGAGGCUUCGGGUCAUGGUGACACCCCGCCUCGCUCCCCUACCCCAGAAAUUCCAGUUCGCUCCCAACCUCCUUCUCCUCUACCUGUUACUAUCCCAGUAUCCAUCCCUCCAAUAUUUCCUAUCCCCACCUCUCAACCAUCCACCAUUAUUCCCUUCCCUACCCCAAUAUUCACAGACACUACCACCACUACCACUACUACACGGGCUCAUUCUACAGCUCCCACCCCACACGUUACAACCGAACCACCGUUAACAACCGAACCUCCUAACACUACCAAACCAUUAUCUCCUACACCUUCUACUGACACCACCCCAGUUCUAGGCGGUGAGGAAUUGGAAUUUGAUUCCACCUAUUUUAGUCCUUACUAUGUACAGAGUGACAAAGAUGAUGAUGAGCAUGUUACCAAGCGUCAUCUCAAAGCAGUCAACGACAAACUCGAUCAACUGCUUUCCUCCUCUUCCUCUGGGGCUUACUCAGAUGCUACUCUCAAGGCUUUAUUUUCCUCUGUUGUCGAAGAACAUAAUGCCUCCCUUGCUGCUGCAGCUAAGGCGACCGCUCAGAAGAAUUCUGAAACUGAUAAUGCUUCGGUGGAUAAUCUUCAACGUUCUCUUCAAACUGAACGGUCCAACCUUGAAGCUGCACGCCAAGCAAUCGAAGCUGUCAACGAAACUCUGCAUGCUAAUGUUAAUGAUCGCUUGACCCAACUGGAGGUAGAGUUGGUUGUAGAGAAUCGUAUCAUGGAUGAGCUUGACAGAAGAACCUCUCAGCUGAAGAUGUAG